AUGGCCUCGACUCGCGCGAUGGGCAGCCAGGCUGAGCCACACACACAGGCACAGUACGCCGACGCUCUUCAGCUCGAUGAGGCGAGGCUCCAGGCGGCUACCUCGUCCGAUCAGGGCGAGGUGUUCGUCAUCGAAUGGCUCGCCAAGGCCGAGCACGCGCUUGCCAACGCCGAUGUCGACACCAUCAAGUCCGUCCAGUCCGCCUUCGAAGCCGCCGUGCUCAAGCUCGCGUGUCCAAGCGUCACUUUUGGCAAGGGUGACGAAUCUGCCAUCGUAGUCGCAGCCAACAUCGCGAUUCCGCGCCCAGGACGGCCCACCCGCCGCCUCCUCGCACGCUGUGUCCUCCUCCUCUUCCGUCGCAUCGACUCGCGCUCGCUCUUCGACAUGCUUCAGAACCUCCUUCGUGUCGCUGGCGAAGAAACAAAGGGCAAGACUGCCGAGCGCGAGGUCCGCGUCGCUGCUCUUUACAUCCUCGGUGAGGUCUUCGGCGCGCUUGGCCAGCAGAUCAUGUCGCUAUUCAACGAGGUCGUCAUCGUCACACAGAGAGUGUUCAAGCAAGCAAGCCAUCCCGUCAUCCUCCGCUACCACGCCCUCCUCACGCUCCAAAAGACUCUCCAGGUCGCAGGAAAGAGUCUCGGAGAUCAGUCCGGCAAGGAUCUCAUCAAGGCGCUCCGUCAGGCGCUCGCAGAUCGCGCCGGCGCCGUCGUGCGUGGAAGCGCAGAAUGCCUCCUCGCCGUCGUCCAGAAUGCGCAGCUCAUCACAACGCGCAACGAGGUCGAGACGCUCCUCGCUCCAGCGCUCAAGAGCAUCGAGUCCGCCGACUUUGUCACCAAGCGCGCGCUCAGCCGCACCAUCGCCGGCCUUCUCGCCGCCACCCAGAUCGAGCAGGCGCCUCCCGCUCCGCCAACCACAAAGAAGACCGCCAAAAAGAACAAGGACGGCGCACAGGCUGGUGACGACGAUUCCGACGACGACGAUGCCGUCGUGUCAGCUGCAGCCGCCGCCGCCAGCGCGCCUCGCGCCAUGAUGACGCCCGUCGGCAUGCUCGACCAGCUCUCGCUUCCCUUCCUUCGAAGCUCAUCCAGCCGCAAGACCCGCGCUGCGCUCCUCGACGUCUACGCCACCCUCUUCGAGUCUCUGGGUGCCUCCUGGGUCGUAGCAAACUACACCGUCAUCCUCAAGCAUCUCAUCGACGACCUUCCCAACCACUCGCGCGGUUCUUCGCUCAGCCGCGCAGACGUGCUCAACGUCCGCACCGGCGUCACCGUCAUCCUGCGCAAGCUCGUCGGCGAGAGGAUGCUCGGCGAGCAGGCUCAGGUUCUCGCCAUCCAGGAGAUCUCGAUCAACUAUCUCAAGAGGUGGCCCGCCGUCAUGCCGGAUCAGCAGCCUCCGUCCAAGACCACCCUCACCCUCGCUCUCGCAGAGGUGGCCGGCUUGCUCGUUCAGCUCGGAAGCGUUCCCCCGCAGGUCCUCGACGUCGCAUACGACCCCCUCAUCCGCUGCCUCGCCCACCCCAGCCACUCGGUCCAGACCCACGCCGCCUGGUGCCUCAAGACCCUCUGCCAGGUCGCACCCAUCCACCUCUCCUCCACCCUCACCGCCGUCUUGGAGUUACUCAACCGCGACCUCACCACCCUCACAAAUGGCUCGGCCUCGGUUGGCGCCGCACAGCUCUCCAAGCGCGCAAACGGACACGCCAAGGGUCUCGCCGCCCUCAUCAGCAUCGUGCCUCAACGUCCACUCUACACCUCCUUUGCCAUCAGCUCCAAGGUGCUCUCCCUCGCCAUCCAGCUGCUCAAGAACAGCGGCAACCACGACCUCGCCGUUUCCUCCGUCGAGAUCUCGGUCGCCUGGACCCUCAUCGCUUCCCUCAUGUCGCUCGGGCCCAACUUUGUCCGCCUUCACCUUCCGCAGCUGCUCAUCCUCUGGCGCAACUCGCUGCCCAAGCCAACCUCCAAAGACACCGCGCCAGCGCCUUCCACGCGUUCGGACGCAGAGUCGGCCUUCCUCCUGCACGUCCGAGAGAGGACGCUCAGCUCGAUUCUCGCUUUCCUUCUGCACAACGGCUCGACACUAGUCACGCUCGACACGGCACGACGCAUCGUCGCCCUGCUCAGCAACGCGCUCGCCUUUGCCGAUGGUUUCGUGGCCCAGAACCCGCACCUUCUGCAGGAACACACGCCGGGCGCAGGUCGCUCUGCGCUCUCGUUGCUCGAUCGCGAGUUCCUGCUUCGACGCCGUCUCUUCCAGUGCCUUGGCGUGCUUGCUCAGAACCCGGCCAUGGAGCCCAUGCAGGCCGGUCUGAUCAAGUCCACCAUCCAGGUGUUUGCCGACCCGGAUCGCUACGUUGGCAGCUCCGCACAGGCGGCCAUCGCCGCGAGCGCCGGCAACUUCACCAGCGUCUGGGAGAUGGCCGACGGCUACGCGUUUGGCGUCACCAGCUUGCAACGCGACGCCGAGACGUUUGUCUCGGAUCCCGUCGAUACGCUCAACGCAUGCAGCGCCACCGCCCGCAUCGAUCUGCUCAAUCGCGAUCUGAUCGAAGUGCAGCUCGACGCGCUGCAACGACGCCCCGUGCUCGGUGCGGCCGAGCACGACGAGCUCUUCCUCUACUCGGCGGUCCGUCCGUCUUCGACCAGCCAGACUUCCACCGACCUGAGCCGUCUUGGUAGUCACUUGGAGCUGCGCGAGUCAGCGCGUUUGUCGCCUUCGGCGGCCACGGGCGUCGUCGAUGCCGCCAUCCAGCUCUUUACUGUGCUGCUCCCCUACCAGGAACGCGACGUCCAGGUGGCGGCCAUCGAGGCCAUGCUCGCCCACACCAAGAGCACGAAACUCGACAGAAAUCCGGGCCGCAAGCAGGCGAUCCAGGUCAACGUCGUCGUCGCCAUCCUCGGUGCGCUCCGUGUGGCUGUUCAAGGAGGAACGGGCGCCAGUGGCAAGCGACCCGGUGGAUUCAACAAUGACCGUCUCAGCGCAUCCAUCAAGGACCUGCUUCAGGAAGCGCUUCUGCAGGCAGACCCAGCUCUGCGCGCGGCGGCGAGCGAAGCGUAUGGCAAGUUGGCGGCUGUGGCGGGCUCGCAAGCCUUGUCUAGCCAGGUGCAGUUCCUCGUAGACCAGAUCGUGGGCAACCGCGACCCGGAUGCGCGAGCCGGAUGCGCACUUGCCUUUGGCUCGGUGUACAAAGAGGUCGGUGGUCUCGCCGCCGGCCCGCUCACCAAGACCAUUGUCAAUGUGCUCAUGUCGCUCUCGAACGAUCCUCAUCCGACGGUGCACUACAAUGCGCUCGAGGCGCUUCACGUCGUAGUCGACUCGGCCGGUCUGAGCUACAGUCCGUACGUGGCGAGCACGCUGGGGAUGCUCGUCAAGCUGUACAUGCUCGACACGCACGAGCCCGAGGGAGGCAGUGCGGGCUCGGUGAACCUGCGCGCGGAUCUGCCGGCGCACCAGGCGGUGUGUCGCGUGGUGAAUGCGCUCAUUGGCGUGCUGGGUCCCGACCUGCAGGAAUCGGCGCGCGUGCGCGGCCUCAUCCACUGCCUGCUCUCCGAGUUCGCGCACGAGAGCGAUGCCGGCGUCGUGGUGGAGUCGACCAAGGCGCUGCAGCACUUCAACCUGUUUGCGGCGCAGUUUGUCGACAUCGCCAAGUGGAUCGCGCAGCUGCGCACGCAGCUCAACGGCAAACAGCGCACGCUCAAGCUCGCCGCCACCACGGCCUUCUACCAGCUGGUGCAGCGCGAGGCGCUUGCCAUGAGUCGCAUCGGCGGCGACCAGCUCGUCGAAGAGUUCUUUGCGCAGCUCGACGAGGAUCCCAAGCUGGACGGCGCGCGCGAGGUGAUCAUCAGCUGGCUGCACAAGACGGCCGAUCUGGCACCCAGCGGCUGGAUCGACCUGUGCCAGCGCAUCAUGUCUUCCGCGCCGGCUCGCCAGACGCCUUCGGACGCCAGCAAGCGCAAGGAUGCACAGCCGAGUCUCGCCACCAUGCUGCAGGAUGAGGAGGCGGCGACCAUCGACCUGGGCGCCGACACGAAUGCAGUCAAGCUCAACGCGACCGGUGGCAGCCGUUGGCGCACGCAGCUGUUCGCGCUCCAGUGCCUGCACCAGGUGUUUGUGACGGUGCGCAAUGCGGGCAAGCACGAGCACUUCAGCACGCCGUCGGGCGCAAGAAACGACGCGGCUUCGCCCCAGCGUCGGCUGCUGAUGAGCAGUCGCGUCGUCGACCUCAUCCGCAUGGCAUUCACCGCCAGCACAUCGGCCAACAUCGAGAUCCGGCUCGAGGGCCUGGUGGUGCUGCGCGACGUGAUUGAGGCGUUCAAGCUGGCGCGCGAUCCGGACUUUGAAGAGGCGCUGCUGCUCGAGCAACACCAGGCGCCCAUCACCGCCGCGCUGACGCCGGCGUUCCUGGCCGACUCGACACCCGAAGUCCUCGCCGCCGCCGUCGAGGUGUGCGCGGUGUUCGUGUCGUCCGGCGUGAUCAAGGAGGUGAGCCGCAUGGGGCGGAUCCUCAAGCAGCUCGUGUCGGCGCUCGACAGCUGCAUGCAGCCGAGCAUGGCGCAGCUGGGCGAUGUCAAGGAUCUCUCGCAGAACGCCAAUGCCAUGCUCAAGAUCGCCGUCUUCACGGCGUGGGCCGAGCUGCAGACGGCGAGCGCGACGCAGAGCUAUCUGGUGGACGUGGUCAAGCCGCACGUGGCGCGCGUCGCGCCGUACUGGAUCGCGUGUCUGCGCGAGUACGCCAAGAUCCGCUCCGACCCCGAGAUGGAUGCGGGCGGCGCACCCGGUGGACCGGGACCCUCGAUCAACGCCAGCCUCGACUCGCAGUACGCCGGUCUGGCGCGCGAGGUGGUGCUGCCGUACCACGAGCGCUCGUGGCACAAGAUCCUCCAGGCCGUCACGGGGCUUCUUUCCGACAACGACGCCGUCGUGCUAGCGGCCAUGGAUGGCGGCACGAGUCCGGCGCCGGCGGGUGCGCCACCCAAGGCACGCAGCGAGCCUUGUCUGUUCUUCUUUGUGCUGUACGGACUGGCGUUCGAGGCGCUCGCCACGCGGUCGUCGACGAGCAUCGAGACGGCGCACGAGGGGCAGGUGCUGCGCAUCUCGCUGCGCGCCAUGACGGCGCUGAGCAAGCCGCCGGUGGCGGGCACGGCGCUUCUGCAGGAGGCCCUCUUUUCGGAGCUGUGCAAUCUGUGGUAUCGGCUGGUGAUGACCGAGCCGCCUGCGGUGCAGAUCUCGGUGCUCGAGACGAUCGGAGGCAUGGCGGCAUCGUACGGCAAGCUGCUGCUGUCAUCAGACGACGAGGCGGCGGCCGAGGCGGGCAAGUUGCCGGGCGAGGCGAAGCUGAGCCAGUGUCUGCGCGUGGUGGUGUGUGUGCUGCAGCACGUGCGCACCGCGCGCGGCACGGUGGACGACAAGGCGGCGCUGCUGCGCGUGGCCUACUCGGCGUACAUCGGCAUCGUCGGUCUGUACCCCAAGGCGGUGCAGGAGGAUCUGUUUGCGGUGGGCUUCUACACGUAUGCCGAGAUGCUGCGCGACGAGACGUCCGAGCACGACAUUGUGGGUGCGGCGUUGAGCCCGCUCAAGGACCUGUGUGAGCGGUCGGCCAAGUCGGUCAAGCCGGGAAGCGAUGUGCUGCAGCGAGCGGUGCAUGGAUUUUUGUCGCAGGCGCUGCAGCAUGUGGACGACCUGCGCACACGCUCGGGCCGUGUGGCGCUCAACAAGACCAAGAACAGCCUGCUGGCGGUGGUGGUGGUGCUCACCUCGAUCCCGGUCAACGUGAAAGUGUCGCAGGCGGUGGCAGAGCAUGCGUGCUACCUGAUUGUACAGAAGCUGCUGCGCUUCGAGGAGGAGGUGGAGCAGUGGCAGCAGACGCGCAGCGAGGAUGCACUGCCCGAAGGCGUCGAGGAGAUCGGACUGACCGCGGUCAAUUGUGCGCGCACGGUGGUGCUGGCUUCGUCGCGCGGCAAUGCAGCGCUGCUGUACUGCGUCGGACAGCUGCUGCCGGGACUGAUCGAGUUCAUCUGCCGUGCAGGGCCGUUGGUGGCAUCCUCGGCCGCCGGAGCACGUACGCCACUAGCCGCGCUGCGCGGAGCGGUCGAGGACGUGAUCAAGACGUUCUCAGGCCUCGUAGCCACGCUUCCCGCCGAGGGUGACUUCCGUGCACGCGCGCUGGGGAUCAUCAUGCCGACGUUGCUGGUGCUGCUCUCGCCCUCGGCGGCUGCGGGCACGCCCGGUGCGGACAUGCACGUCUUCACCACACGCCAGCUCAUCACUCUCGCCGCGCAGCAUGCUGCGGCGUUCAAAGAAGCCACCGCCGCCCUGGCGCCCGAGCGCAGGACCGCCCUCGAGACCGCAGUGAGGGCCCAGCUGAGCGCAGGCACACAGCCGAGUGCCAGUGCACCGGCGGGCGGCAAGAAGGACCAACAGGCUUCCAUCGCACUCAAGUCGUUCGGCGCCUAG
Molecule: messenger RNA, 6447 nt
Organism: Moesziomyces antarcticus
Lineage: Eukaryota; Fungi; Basidiomycota; Ustilaginomycetes; Ustilaginales; Ustilaginaceae
Product: ARM repeat-containing protein
Exons: 1
Coding region: 1-6447 (2148 amino acids)
Biological process (GO): intracellular protein localization; retrograde transport, endosome to Golgi; endocytosis
Cellular component (GO): Golgi apparatus; endocytic vesicle; membrane
Source: RefSeq, a predicted model, not a curated record